UGGUGCCGGCGGCAGUUGUCGUGCAUCUGCUGCUUUUAUUAUUACCUCAUUUUAUUUUUGAUUAUUUUUUAUCUAAAUCCAUAAAAUGGGAAGCAUAUUACUUGUCAACUCAACAGGAAUCUUAGAAAAGUCCAAGGAACCGUAUUUACUAGAUGCGAAGCCAGUUACAAAACAAUACGUCCAAGUGGCAAAGCUGCCCGUGCCCGAGCUUCAAGCUACCCUCGACUCGUACUUGGACUUCGCGGCCGUCAUAGUGAACCAGCAUCAGCUUCAGAAGACGCAGGAGAUCGUAAAGAAGUUCGCCGAGGAGCUGGGACCCAAGAUGCAGAACGUACUUUUCGAUCGACAGAAAGAAAUGAUUAACUGGGUGACAGAGUGGUGGUUGGAUGAUAUGUAUCUCAAGAUCCGUCUCCCGGUUCCUAUUAACUCCAACCCAGGAAUGGUGUUUCCUCGGAAGCAGUUCGCCAAAAUAGAUGAGGUCGCUGAUCUAGCCGCGCUCUACGUCGACGAUCUCUUGGACUAUAAAGAAAUGCUCGACAGAGGUGAGCUACCACAAGAAAGAGCGACCAGCAGGGAGAAAGGCCAACCUCUAUGUAUGGAACAGUUCUACCGUCUACUGGGAGUGUGUCGUAUUCCCGAAGUGGGCAAAGAUCGCCUCGAGCUGCCACCUAGACCUGACGAUCCGUCUGAAUGUGAGGAGCUGAUCAUUGUUGCUUGCCGAAACUAUUUCUAUCCAAUACCAGUGAAAGCAGCAGACCGCGGGCGGUUGACUCCUGGCGAAAUUCAAGCUCAGAUCCUACAUGCCAUGGUGGACGCGGCCGGCGCCCCGCCAGCUCCAAGAGUUGGACUCCUCACAGCUAUGAACAGGGAUCAGUGGGCAAGGGCGAGAGAACAACUAGUUAAAGAAGAGGCGAAUCGUGCAAACUUGGAGCUGAUAUCUCGUUCUCUGUGCGUGUUGUGUGUGGAUGAGGCGGGCGGUGAUCGCUCCGACUUGGACGAGAACACCAACGCUCUGCUGAGGGCGAUGCACGGUGCCGGAACCAACUAUCACUCCGCCAACAGAUGGUUUGAUAAGACUGUGCAGCUGAUAAUAUCGUCGGAUGGCACUGUGGGUAUGUGCUACGAACAUAGCCCGGCAGAGGGCGUUGCAGUUAUACGUCUAGCAGAACGUGCGCUAGCUAGGGCUGACGUGGCACCACGACCCGCACCGCCGCCCGCGCUUCUACCUGCCCCUGUCGCAAUGAAGUGGAAAUUGACUGGAGAUCUAAUGAGAACCAUAGAACAAGCUGGGAGGGACUUUGACCGGGCCAUAUUGGACCUUGAUCUAAAGGUCUACACGUACCGUGGAUACGGCCGUGAGUUCAUGAAGAGCUGCCGCACUAGCCCCGACGUCUAUAUUCAGCUGGCAUUGCAGUAUGCUUAUUACAAGAUGUAUGGUUACUUGGUGUCGACUUAUGAAUCAGCGUCGCUCCGUCGCUUCCACAACGGCCGGGUCGACAAUAUUCGCAGUGCGCACUCCGCAGCAUUAUCCUGGGCCGCCGCCAUGUCGUCCACCGAUAUGUCCCAAGAGGACGAGGGAAGGAAGGUCUCUUUUAACUUGUAUGGAGAACAAAAGAAGCUCGAAUUGUUUGAAGAAGCGACUCGUAAGCAGACGGCUAUAAUGGAAGCGAAUAUCCAAGGUCGCGGUAUUGACAAUCACCUGCUGGGUCUGCGCGAGGCGGCGCGGGAGACGCUGGGACACCUGCCCGACAUGUUUACUGACAACACCUACAAUAGAAUGAUAGAGUUCAAGCUGUCCACCAGUCAGGUGGCCACAACCACCGAGGGUACGUUCAUGGGCUACGGCGCGGUUGUUCCUGAUGGCUAUGGCUGCAGCUACAAUCCCAAGCGUGACUCCGUCAUUUUCUGCAUCUCUUCUUUCGCCUCCUCCAGUGUCACUAACACUGAAGCCUUCCGUCAAGCUCUCGAAGAAGCCCUCGACGCCAUGAAGCUCAUGUUCCAGAACAAGAAAGCUGAAGGUUGACUUUGGAACGACGAUUACUCAUUUCCUAUUUAUAUAUUUUUUUAUUUUAUAAAUUUUAUUAGCGUUAUAUGAAACUAUAUUGGAAACGAAAGUGCUAUGAAAUGUUUAAACUAAAUCUAAAAAUGCACGUUAUAUUUUUAACAUUACACUUAGAAAAAUAUAAUUAAGGAACAAAAACAUAUCAACGUUAGUCUGAAUGUUAUGAAUUAAAAAAAUAUCUUGAUAUUAACUUAAUAGCCUUUAUAUUUAUGAAUUUAUAUAUAUUUGGAAGAAACGUAUGUCGAGUGAUUAUUUCGAGUGUACACAAAACUAGUGUACACUUUAUAUAUAAUUUACAUUAAAAAUGUCGACAGCUAGGUAUACAAAUGCAUAAAACGAGUGACAUUUCACCGUUUUUUAUAAAAUGUUAUUCUAUAUUUAUCAAUAUAGUAUAUUGCCGUGACGGAAGUCUUAUGUCUCAAUGAUGAGUUCAAAUUAUUAGGACGUUAAUUGUGUGUAGUGUUCUCUUGUUACGUUACGUUAUGACAUUCAGUGUUACCAACAUUCAAAAUGUUUGUUUUAAAUAUAUUGAUUAGAAAACGUGGCUUAUGAUCUGUAUAUUUUGGAAAUUGUGAUGUUUUGCAAUACUUACUAUAUUAUGUAUUUUCUUAUUAUAAUGUUACUUAUUUGCUCUAUACGUAUUCAUAUUAAUACUAUUAUAGUACACGUUGUUAGAUAAUUGAUGGAAUUUUUAAAGUUCUCGUAGAAUUUCGCAAGGUAUUUAUUAAAUCUUCGACUUAUUGAUAUAUCUUGUUUUACAAAAUAUAAAUACUUAUAAUUUUAAAUUAUAUUUUAUAUACAUAUAUAUAUAUUAAGAUUUAUCUGAGAGCGCAGCUUGUGACAGCUUGUGACAGUUGUUAUAAUGACUGGUUCUCGUAAUUCCUUGUUUGGUAGGUCUAGUGUAAGCUAACGUAUACAUAUCGAGACGUCAUGUCGCACAUGACCGAGAAUAUCAGAAACAUAUCAAACGUUAUUAAGAUAGUUGUAAGGGAACGGCACAUAUCAAAAUGUACCUUAGGAUUGAUAAGAAUAUAUUUAUAUGACAUAUAAUGUGUUAAAUGUAUUGAAAUUAGCUAAAUGUUUAAUACUAUCUACAAUCGUAGGGAUAUACUUACAUGUAUAACACAUAUCACUAGGAGAUAGUACUUGUUAUAGUUGUGAAAACUUUAUAGUUUGUAGACGAGCCAAGCUUACGUGUUCUUUGUGUUCUGCCAAAGUGUCUAGUGUCAUCUAUUAUAUUUCUUGUUGGUGUUAAGUGUACUCGUUUUAGGGUUGUAGGGCUAUUAUAAUAGCUGCGUUCGUGACUAACGUCCUCUACAGUGUACAUCUAACUUAUAGUGUCCUCUGAGAGAGUUUAUAUGCGUAUUAGGAAAAUUGUUACCGAGGGAUUUUAAUCCUAAUUUAGCGUGUUUAAUUAUCUUAUUAUACCUAAGGUUACACUACUGUAUACAUCCUAUCUAAAUGUUAUUUCCUAUCUGAAUGUUAGGUGGCAUGUCCAGGCUGGAACCAACAGCUUACCAUCUGUGUCAAUUUCAUGUUGCUAUUCAUAAAUUGUCUCUAUUGAAAA
Molecule: messenger RNA, 3629 nt
Organism: Danaus plexippus (monarch butterfly)
Lineage: Eukaryota; Metazoa; Arthropoda; Insecta; Lepidoptera; Nymphalidae
Gene: ChAT
Product: choline O-acetyltransferase
Exons: 11
Coding region: 86-2023 (645 amino acids)
Biological process (GO): neuromuscular synaptic transmission; acetylcholine biosynthetic process
Cellular component (GO): neuron projection; cytoplasm
Molecular function (GO): choline O-acetyltransferase activity
Source: RefSeq, a predicted model, not a curated record